UUGUGAUAUCACAAACUUCAUUACUAUUUUAAAUUGCCUCCAAAUUAGGAGGCUCUCAUUUCGAGUCACCGAGAUUUUAGAACGAAUCGAAAAUAUGCGUUAGGUUUUAAGUCAAAUCAAAAUCUUUCUUAAUAUUAUUAUCUAAUUAUUUUGAAUAAGAAAAAAUUGUUUUUGAAGAAAAAAGUUUCUAAUUAUUGAAGUAAAAGAUUUUUGGGGUAAGACCUUGAAUUCAAAUUUAGAGGCUGAAUUUGUCACUCCGUUUUUCUCAGAAUGUACGCGGUCGAACAACGCACAGGAUUCAUGAGAACGGGACUGAAUAAUUGUGGGGUAGCAUCAUCUGGUUACAGUGCGUACACCCUCAAGUCUAUGCGUACAGGAAAAGGCAGGAAGGGGAUCACAUUUGAACCUUCUGAUAAACGUGAUGGUUUGCAAAUCCGAAAAGAGCAAAGAAUAAAAACGGACGAUUAUCAAGAAGGACAAAAUGAUGAUUGCACUUUGAUGCCGGGUGAGUGGCCAGACAAGGAUAACCCAGAAUUUUGUCUUCCCAAUGUCGAUCGACACGGUCAAUCCGCAGGCGGCGGAGGAAAGGACGGGAUAGAGCCCCAUGGAGUCGCAGCGUCUGGUGAAUACGAACCCUAUAUGUUGCCGUUUAACAGCAUUUAUUACCCGGCGGGACCUUUCGGUCCACGAAUUCUGCUAUGCCCUUACGUUCCAUUGGGAUUAUCCAACAGUGGCGGCAAACGGUCUAAAAAAAGGAAAUCUUAAUGUUGACAAGCACCUGAAAAUAACCGGUAGUGACAGUCGUCUGUGGAAACCCUAGGCAAUGCUGGAGCCAAUUUUUAAUAAAGCGCGAAAU
This is a messenger RNA of Hermetia illucens (black soldier fly), 856 nucleotides long. RefSeq lists its product as uncharacterized. Bases 271 to 765 code for a protein of 164 amino acids. The transcript has 2 exons. Lineage: Eukaryota; Metazoa; Arthropoda; Insecta; Diptera; Stratiomyidae. The record is from RefSeq and is a predicted model, not a curated record.